Lepidothrix coronata (blue-crowned manakin) is the source of this 3843-nucleotide messenger RNA. RefSeq names its product chromosome unknown C4orf32 homolog (gene FAM241A). The transcript has 2 exons. Gene Ontology annotation, cellular component: intracellular membrane-bounded organelle. The annotation marks the transcript as partial. The record is from RefSeq and is a predicted model, not a curated record. Lineage: Eukaryota; Metazoa; Chordata; Aves; Passeriformes; Pipridae.
CCACCGCCGCCGCCGCCCGGGGAAUGCGAGCGGGAAGCGGGGGCGGCGGCCGCCCUGCACCGGCGGCGCCCGGAGGAGCAGGUCCAGCAAGAGCAAAGGAACCACACCACAGAACCUGUAAUAGAUGACUAUAAAAAGAUGGGGACUCUCUUCGGCGAACUAAACAAAAGCCUUAUCAGAAUAGGCUUCACAAGGAUGUACUUUGGAGAACGGAUAGUAGAACCUGUAAUAAUUAUAUUCUUCUGGGUUAUGCUCUGGUUUCUUGGCCUACAAGCUCUUGGACUGGUUGCUGUUCUGUGCCUUGUCAUUAUUUAUGUACAACAGUAAAAUUUUAUAUAGAUACUGUUCAGAUGAUGUAUUUCUACACCAUCACUAUGUCAGUGGAUUUAUGUGUUUAAAGUAAAUGGGCAGCAUAUCAAAAGCUGCAAUGCUUCAAAUUGCUGAAAUUCCAACAUUUGAGGUGAGGGGGACUAAAAUUAUGCAUUUUAAGCCAAAUCAGCAGUGCCCUCUUACAUCUUUGGGGGGUAUGGGGAAAGGAGAUGUUUGUAAUAUAAUGGUGUCAAAUGUACUGUUUUCUGCACUCUUGGGGCCUUAGCCCAAACACUGGCUUUUUGUUGUCCACUCCUGUCUUCCCAUCUUCUUGCUUUGUAUAGUGAAAUUUUCCUGCUGAUUUUAAGAGGAUACUCGAUGUGAGUGUCCUGUUUCACUGUUGGGGGAGGCUCAUGUUCUGUUUGUUCCCUGAAUCUGCAUAAUUUGUUAGUGUUCUGCUGAAAAGCUGCGUCUGCACAAGGGAGGUUUGGUAACAAACUACAAUGACAAAUAUUCACAAAAGCAUCUUUUGUUUGUAUAGUUUAUAGUAAGCUUUCCCCUAAGAAACAAGCUAUACCAGCAAAAUGCUCUUAUACUAAUAUUAGUGACUGCACACAAGGCUUCAGCUGUUGUUAAGGAGAAAUUGCAGUCCUACAUUGGCCAAGUGGUCUAAUGCAGCUCUGCCUUGUUUUUUUGAAAUGUACUCAGCUCCUGCUGCUAUUUUUCUUUCUUUAUUUUUUGUACUUGCUCUUUCCCCCAGCCCUCCUUCUUAACAUAAAUAUUUGGAUAAUUCAUGGAGUUUGUAGGUAGUUUCAGCUGCAGUGUUGGAGAGUUGCCAUUCCAGACAGCAGUGCUAGGAUGUUGUCUGCUUCCUCUGGGUGGUGUGUGAAGUGUCUGAACAACCAGAUAUCAGACUAGAUCUCUUAAUGCUUCCCUGUUUUUGCAGUGUGGGCCCACAUCAGCUAAAGCCUUGCUCACAUCAGCAAACCAGAUCUGUUUCCUCAUGCAGGGCAAGAAUGUAGUUGAAACCAGGUGGUCAUUUUAUUUAGUAGUCUUAACUGAUUCGUUUCCACACUGGGCAACAAAAAAUGCCUACCUAUAGGUAUAUGUCAUGGGCCACACAAAUUAGGGAAUAGGUUAUAUACUUCACUCUGACUCCCCAGGGGCCACACCAGGGGUGUAAUGAAUAUUUCCAGGUUUGAAGAAAAACAGUAAAAUGAAACAGAAUCUUUAGUACUUCUACUUUAAUACUACUACUAAAUAGGCUGCCAAUUUAAUAAUUGGUGUACAUUACUUUUACUAAGAAACUUAAAUUGCAAAAUUGACUUAAUCUAUGGUCCAGUGAAAUUAUAUAUUUACUGAAAGAAAUGUAAUAGGAGAUGUGAAAUUUACAGAAAAUUACUUAAGCUUUUGCAGUGACUUUUUCCUAAAGAACAAUAAAUUAGAUCAACAAUCAAUUAGUUGAAAAUGCUGUCUUAUUCAGAGAUUUUUGAAGUUAGGGGAAGUUUCUGUAUGGUCCCAGUCCUGCAACUGGAUUCUCAAGGCCAGCUUUAUGCCUGCACGGACCAUGUUGACUGCUAGGCUCUAUUUCCAGGGCCUCUGGCCCCAGUCCUUAUGGACUUUCCUGUUAGGGAAAUAAUUGUUAUUUAGGGCAGUAAACAUGAAGGCCCAGCUCCUUUAAAGUCUUUAUGUACUGAAAUGCCAUCUGCAGACAUGUCUCUGUGCUUUUCUAAUGAACAUGUAGUUACCUUCUGAGGAGCCCGGUUGCCUGUCUGGAUCUUCAGAUGACCUUGACUGUGGAUCUGAGAGGCUUUGCUGAACCAUCAGGACUGCAGGGAAGUGGGAUUGAGGCCCCAGCUCUGUGGUCAGGUGGCAACCCGUGUUGAUUGGCACAUAGUUAAAUAGUUACACUUGUAGCAGGGAAAUGUUGGACAACAGAAGGUGUUUCUGGAUGCAGAGAUUUGUUGUUCUCAUCUGGAAGACCCAAAGCAAACAGCAAGUACAGGCUGAACUCAGAGGCAGGAGCUCUGUGCUCUAAAGUGCCUAGGGGUAAACUUUGAGUUUGUUUCAAGUCCCCUAGAAGCAGAACAUCUGUUUACACCUCUGCGUAAUUUGUAUAGAUAGAAUGGUGGUUUUAUGUGUAUUCUUCUCCUGUGUAAGGGCUGUACUACAAAAGCAUCCUGUCGUUAAAAGUAAAAAAAAAAAAAAAUGUUCUUUCUUUCUUCCCACAAUCCAGUUACUGUUCAGAGGGUCUCAUCUAAUUCCUUUCAUCCUGUAGGAAAAAGUGUCUCUGUGAUACUCUUGUUGCAGUAGUACUCUUGUGUAUAGAGGCUGUGCUGUGAGAUGGCAUGUGGUAUUUCCUUGAGGUGGUGAUCUUGCUCUGUACAUGUGGAAUGGGGAACGGUGAAUCGUGAGUGUGACCAACAGCUUCAGUGAGGACAUUGUUUAUAUGUGUGUAACCUGUUAAUAUAUGCAUAACUGUGACUGUUGCACUCAUGAAUUCAUUUCAGUUGGUUGUUCGCUGUUCAUGUUAUACAUGUACUCUAGGGAAAAGUAGCUUUUGGACUGAGAUUGUGUAUAGUGAAUGUCUUGUGUGGUUUCUCUUAAGGGUAACUUGCUAUGUCUUGUCCUUCAUGGAAGUUUUUCAUUUUUAAAAAUCUGAAAAAAUAAUCCUCGUAAUAGUGUUAGGUUGACUGAAAGUGGAAAAAGAAAAAUAAUGUAUUGCAUGGAAAAUACCCCUCUCCUGUUCAUACAUUCCCUCAUAUAUAAGAACUUAUACUGAAUUGUCUGUCCUAAUUUUGUGCAAUUACUAUAUUGUCUCCCUCUCAUUUGCAGGAAAGGAAAGAGGGGCUAAGGAAAAAGGGGGACUGAGUUAGAAUCAGACAUAAAGAGUGCAAAAUGGAAUGUCCAAAAAAAUCUGGUCAUAAAUGUGUGUCAAAACAAAGAGGAAAUGGGUGAACAGUCAUUGCCUUGUAUUCUUCAUUCCAUCCAGAUGUAGCUGCAAGGCAGAGGAAGCACCAAGUGCUCAAAGGAUGUCCCUAGCUAAAAAGCAGAAGGUUAAUUUAAAAAAAAAAAGUCCAUUUCACUGUUGCCUAUAUAGUAAAAAUUGAUAAUGUUAUUUAUGGUGUUAAAUGUUAUUGUUCUUGAUAGAACUGAAAGCACCUUUAUGCAUCUGUGUGUAGGACUGUAUGAAGGAAUUAUGUCCCUUAAAUCUGUGUUGAACAACAAACGAUGCAGUUUCUGUUGGUUAGCGUGACAUGGAAAGCGUUUUACAUAACCUCGUUUUUUUAAAGGAUGGACUCUUCAGUACUAUUUCACACCUACCAAAUGCAUAAAUGUUUGAACUACUGUGUAUAGAGAAGAAACUCCACGCGCAGGAGAAUCUUGGAGAACCCUGUUUGCACUGAAAAAUCACCACAUCAAAACUGUCCAUAUAAAAAGGAAAAAUCAUAUUUCUUAAAAACUCCGUAUUAAGUGAAUUCUAUGGAAAGCACUUUGUUACUCUUUCUAAUAAAAAGUAUUGCCAUCAAUGAA